GGCAAAGGACUGGGAAGGAGCAGAGGAGCUCCUGGGGCCUCGGCAGGAGCUGCUCGGCUCCCCUGCCUGGAACCGACUCCUCCCCUUCCCCCCUCGCCCCCUACAGCUUUCAGUCAGCUUUCAAUCACGGCAAUCUUGAAGCUGGGCAUCCCAAGGCCAUGCAGCGGGCGGGGGCAGGGGGCCGGAGGGCCUCUGACUGCGGGCCUGCCCUGUACCGGCCCAGGUGCAUCACCAAGUUUGCCCAGUACGUGGGCUCCUUCCCUGUGGACGACCUGGACACCCAGGAGAGCGUGUGGCUGGUGCAGCAACAGCUGUGGCUGCUGAAGGACUGUCCCCGCCGCCGGGCUGUCAUCCUCAAGUUCAGCCUCCAGGGACUCAAGAUCUACAGUGGGGAGGGAGAGGUGCUUCUGAUGGCGCAUGCCCUGAGGCGCAUCCUCUACUCCACCUGGUGCCCAGCUGACUGCCAAUUUGCCUUCAUCGCGCGGAACCCACGGAGCCCGGCCAGCAAGCUGUUCUGCCACCUCUUCGUGGGCAGGCAGCCAGGAGAGAUCCACAUCCUGCACCUGCUACUCUGCCGCUCCUUCCAGCUCGCCUACCUCCUGCAGCACCCUGAGGAGAGGGCACGACCUGAGCCCUGCCAGGCCCCCACAUGGGAUGAGCCCCGAAAGCCCGCAGGGGGCCCACCGGCCCUGGUGCGGGAGCCCUUCGGUCGGGAUCAGCUCUCACAGAACGUCCACGCCUUGGUCUCCUUCCGGCGGCUGCCAGCAGAGGGGCCGGUGGGCAGUGGGAAGGAGCUGUCAGAGUCGGAGGGCCGAGGGGGCGCCCGCCACGGCCGCCUGGGGAAUCCCUAUUGCUCCCCAACGCUGGUCCGCAAGAAGGCCAUCCGUAGCAAGGUGAUCCGCUCCGGGGCCUACCGGGCCUGCACGCACGAGGCUCAACUGCAGCUGUCGGCACGUGAAGCCUUUCCUGCUGCGUGGGAGGCAUGGCCCCGGGGUCCUGGAGGCUCCUCGUGCCUGGUGGAAAGCGAAGGCAGCUUGACGGAGAACAUCUGGGCCUUCGCCGGCGUCUCCAGGCCCAGUGCCCUGGCCCUGCUGCGGAGAGAUGUGCUUGGAGCCUUCCUGCUGUGGCCAGAGCCAGGCACCAGCGGCCAGUGGUGCCUGUCGGUGCGGACACAGUGCGGCGUGGUGCCGCACCAGAUCUUCCGCAACCACGUGGGCCGCUACUGCCUGGAGCACCUGCCGGCCGACUUCCCCAGCCUGGAGGCCCUGGUGGAGAGCCACUCAGGUGCCGAGCGCAGCCUCUUCUGCCCCCUGGACAUGGGCCGCCUGAACCCCACCUACGAGGAACAAGACUCGGGCCAUGAGGGCAGGCCGCCUCGGACUCUCCGGCCCCUCAGCCAUGCAAAAUCGGAGGCGGAGCUGCAGGGCCUGGGCUAG
Molecule: messenger RNA, 1436 nt
Organism: Ochotona curzoniae (black-lipped pika)
Lineage: Eukaryota; Metazoa; Chordata; Mammalia; Lagomorpha; Ochotonidae
Gene: SH2D5
Product: SH2 domain containing 5
Exons: 9
Coding region: 159-1436 (425 amino acids)
Cellular component (GO): postsynaptic density
Source: RefSeq, a predicted model, not a curated record